AAAACGAACCGAGCAAGUACUUCUUAUAGCAUGGAAUGCAGACAAGUACAGGAGAGAAAACGCCGAGAAAGUAACAGAAAGUGAGAGAAAAUAAAACAAAGUUCGUUUUUCAAUAUGAGUGGGGUUUCGGCUUCCCCACCGUUGGUCGCCAGAAUCUCUUCUAUUCAAUCCAAUAAUCAAAAGUAUAGUUAUAGCUGUUCACCUUCCUCAGUUAAUCCCAGUUUCUCGUCCUUAUCAGCUGUAAAGGUCAAAAAACAAUCGGGGCUUAGAUUUGACACGCCAGCGAAAGACUCCCAUGUAAGAACUGUCCGAUGCAAUAGCGCCACCGGACGCGGUGGCCCCGGUUCCGGUGAUGAUGAGAGCAAGAAUAUUUUGGAUGCAUUUUUCUUGGGAAAGGCUUUAGCAGAAGCAGUUAAUGAGCGUAUUGAAUCUACAGUUGGAGAGUUUCUCAGUCUAAUUGGCAGGCUACAAGCUGAGCAGCAGAGGCAAAUACAGGAUUUCCAGGUAGAUGUGUUGGAAAGGGCUAGAAAAGCUAAGGAAAAUGCAGCACGAGAAGCCAGGGAGGCACAAGGACUCAUUCCUAAAGUUGAAACAGCAUCAGCUACAUAUGGUGUUGACUCAGCCACUUCGUCAUCAACCAACAAUUCAGUCACUCCCGCAAAUUCACCGUCAUCUCCAAAUACAUAUGCUGCCUCUACUGCAGAGACAGGUCCAGACCCUGCUUUUGGGGUGUCCGAUGAUGAGUGAACAUGCAUCUUCAUAUUCUGUAAAUUUAAGACAUGGCUUAUCCGUAGUUAUUCACAUGAAUGAAAGAGAGAGAGAAAGAGAGAGAGAGUUGUAUCUUUGUAAUCUGAAAUGAAAUAAUGUAUUUUGAUAUUUAAACUUUCAUGUGCUGAAUUACCUUGAAGAAUAUUGUAAUUACUUGAAGAUUAAUAAUAUGGAAGUUGGAGACUUGUUAACCUCA
Jatropha curcas is the source of this 964-nucleotide messenger RNA. RefSeq lists its product as uncharacterized. NCBI's taxonomy places the organism in Eukaryota, Viridiplantae, Streptophyta, Magnoliopsida, Malpighiales, Euphorbiaceae. The record is from RefSeq and is a predicted model, not a curated record. Gene Ontology annotation, cellular component: chloroplast thylakoid membrane. Gene Ontology annotation, biological process: thylakoid membrane organization.